Molecule: messenger RNA, 1570 nt
Organism: Chlamydomonas reinhardtii
Lineage: Eukaryota; Viridiplantae; Chlorophyta; Chlorophyceae; Chlamydomonadales; Chlamydomonadaceae
Exons: 3
Coding region: 102-584 (160 amino acids)
Source: RefSeq, a predicted model, not a curated record
CGUCUUGGGGGCACCGGCGUCGCGUACACCUCGCAUGGCGCUCUGCUUAAGUUCCAGCGAGGUGGGAAGGGGCCGCCGCGGGAACAGCGGCCCACUGGGCCAUGCCUCCCAAGACGGGUGCCGCUAAGGGCGGUGCCAAGGGUGGCGCCAAGGCCAAGGCCGCGGCCACUCCAGCGAAGAGGCGUGGGAAAGGCAUGAAGGCUGAAGAGGCGGCAGCAGAGGAGGUGGUUCAACCAGAGGCUGCCAACGGAGCGGCGGGGUCGUCACCCAGUGGCGCGGGCGGCGCAGAUGGCAGCUCGCCGCUCGGGGUCGUCCACACCACGCACACCAAGGCGAAGGCGCCAGCGCUCAGCAAGUUGAAUAAGGCCCAGAAGCUGUCCGAGUUCAGGAACGCAACGGGGGCCAGCGAAAAGGUCGGCCUUGGGUGCCUGGCGGAUUCACAGUUUGACUGUGAGAAGGCCAUCGGCGACUUCUUCACCAGCGGCAUGGCUGACCAGGCCGGCAGUCGCGGGGGGCGGCGAGCGGCAGAGGCGCUGUACCGCCGCUACAAGGGUGCGUGGCGGCGCAAUCAGCGGUCACGGUGAGAAGUGUUUGCUGAUGCCACGGCUCUAGGGUGUGGCUAGUUUGGGCGUCCCUGCUGGCAAAAAGUGGUCGGGUAGCCCAACCGGGUAAAUGUUUGUAUCGUGUGGUAUUCAUGGCCCGUGCUGACCGAGCACCAGUGUUGUGGCCGUGACCGUGCACAAAGUGAGUUUCCUGGCGUUAAAAGGGCCCACCGGGCGCGGGCCACUCAAUGGGCCACUGGUACUUCCGGGGACAGGAUAGCACGCAUGCUUGUGCGGCCACAACAGGUUGUUCAGGUGGGCAAUGCUCUGGACGAUGCCCAGGUCCUCAUGCGCAAUGCCACAACGAACCGUGACCCUGAACAUGUGACGCUUUGGAUAGAAUUUGUGCAAGUUUUUAUGCUACGCAGCCAUCACGAGGAGAGGCCGGCUUCAAACCGAGGAGAGGAGAGCGGCUUAACCCUGGAGGCGUUGAUUACCUGACUAGCGUUGGGGUCCAGUGUACAGUUGAUAGUGAUGCCCUAGUGCCACACGCCGCUGGCAGGUGCUGUUGAAAGCUCUGCGACGGAAAUGGCGCACCCAUGAGUGCUGAUAUGCACAUGCAUGGUUUAUGAGAAGUAGUUGGCGUUCUUGCCGCACUAACCAGGGGCCCUGGCCCGGCCGUUCCUCUCAAAUCGGCCUUCCAAGAGCUCGAGACAAGUGGCCGGAUUCCUCCUCAUUUCCACCCUUAUUUCCAUUCAGAUUGCGCAUUUGUUCCAGCGGACACGCGCCGUCACGCAAAGAUGUGGUCUUCCGCUCUGGUCUACAUACGCAUUGGUUUCGCAACACUCGUCAAUAAUGUGGUUCCCUGGAGGACGAGGGAGCUCGGGUGGAGCUGUGUGGGCAGCGACGCGCGUGGGCCAAGCAAGGCACGGGCCAGCUAGCCAUGCCGCGGGCUACCAGCUGUAGGCCCGUCGCAUGGGGGCAGAAGAAGGAGUGUCGUAUCCAAGCUUGGCAGGAAAAUGAACUUA